Molecule: messenger RNA, 813 nt
Organism: Plodia interpunctella (Indianmeal moth)
Lineage: Eukaryota; Metazoa; Arthropoda; Insecta; Lepidoptera; Pyralidae
Gene: Obp2
Product: general odorant-binding protein 28a
Exons: 1
Coding region: 135-767 (210 amino acids)
Molecular function (GO): odorant binding
Source: RefSeq, a predicted model, not a curated record
UAUCACAUUCUCUAUCGCAUUUACUGCCAAUAUUUUACAACGAACCCUGGCAAGCAGUGGCGACACGUCAUCCAUAUAGAAAUCAACUAACAAUCAAUUAAGCGAAACUCAACUUCGAAAAUCCAGUUUAAAAUAUGAAGGUAAACAGAGCGAGAAGGCCGCAAGAGCAGCCUGGCGCGAUGGCACCAUUCUCAAACAUUGUAUCUGUUAUGCUGCUGCUAAUCUUCCUGUCAGCCUUCUACCUGGUUAUUUCAUUUAAACCCCUAACGAAGCAAGAUCACAUCGAACGCAUCAACAGAAUGAACCAGGAAGUGGAACCGUUCAGGAAGAAUUUAUCCGAAUGCGCACGGCAAGUCAAAGCGUCAAUGGCGGACGUCGAACACUUUUUGAAGAGGAUACCCCAAUCUACGAUGCAAGGGAAGUGUUUAGUUGCCUGCAUUUUGAAAAGAAAUGAUAUUAUAAAGAAAAACAAAGUGGUACCGGAGAAUCUUAUAAAUGCCAACAAAGCGGUGUACGGUGAAGACGACGAGGUUAUGAAACGUCUAGGACUUGCUAUAGUUGAGUGCACGGGAGUAGUGCAAGGAAUAUUUGAGAUUUGCGAAUACGCGUCCUUAUUCAAUGACUGUAUGCAUAUGAAAAUGGAACAUAUUCUGGACAAAGUGAUGAUGGAGCGACGGAUGGAAGCGCUGGGACAGAUGACUGCAAAUAAUGACGAUUGGACUGAAGAAGAAGAUGAAAUCCUAAGACUAGCUAAAGACGAACUGUAGUGUUGGAAAAAUUAUAUUUUGAAAUAAUGAAAUUAUUUUAUUCGCA